Paramormyrops kingsleyae is the source of this 2623-nucleotide messenger RNA. RefSeq names its product CUB domain-containing protein 1. The record is from RefSeq and is a predicted model, not a curated record. NCBI's taxonomy places the organism in Eukaryota, Metazoa, Chordata, Actinopteri, Osteoglossiformes, Mormyridae.
AUACGCAGUAAGGCUGAAAUCUGAAAGCGGGGCAGGUGGGGAAACUUGGUCGGCGCUGCAUCCUGCAGACGUGACGGCGAUUCUCGGGACUCGGGGGCUCAAGGCAGAAACAAACUCCAAGGGGCCCUUCAGCUCACCCUCCCCCGACGCGAGCCAAGACGGGGCACGUGGUGUGGGAUUGGAGACAGAGUUUCGGUUGAGCCCUGGGAAUGUGGGUCAGAGAGUCACCAACCAGGGCGAGGUCAUCAGCAUUGUCAAGAAUGCCAAGGGUCCGGCCUGCUCUGUGUAUCUGCCCAACAGCGCCAAGUCUGUCGAGUCCCUGAAUAACAUCACCAGCGAAAACUUGAAUUUCACCUGCCCAAACCCACAGGACGUCUUCGUCGUGAAAACCACGACAGUGAUUGAUUGCACAGCUGAGACGUACAGAAUGGACGUUGGCAAGAUGGAUUCCUUGCCAUUCCUAAAAUUUAACAGAACCUUCACCUGGGAAGUGACAGCCCUCCCAGGUCGGGCAGUUCGCCUGGGCUUUCCCUUGGCUGGCCUCAGGCAGGUUCUGCCCUCUAUAGGUUGCCCGGAGCAGAACGUGUACACCAUCACUGCUCGUCAGGCCACAAGGGACACUGCGGUGGGGACCUUCUGCCCAAAUGGCCCUGUGUCAGGCAUCCUGGUCCUGUCCAAAGGCAUGGUUACUGUGGAGGUUCCAAGCCAAGUGAAGAUGGACCUUCCGUUGUUCAAUAUUUCUGUUGGGCCAGAUAUUAAGACACUGGCCCAGUUCGAGGUGGCCAUUCCAAGAGGAUUGACUGUCUCCGAGUUCUUCUCGCCGGAAUAUCCUGCCCGUUUCCCCGACGGCGACCUGAUGUGGAGCUUCAACGUCCCACCCAAACACUACGCCACGGUCCAGUUUGUGUCCUCCGAUUCGCCGGGAUGCUCCGGACAGAGAGCGACUGUGGAAUUCCAAUACAAGAACUUUUCUCUGGUGAAGAAUUUGGCGGACACCCAACCUGCCAAAGCGCAUGGUAACUUCAGCAUGUACCUGAGGAACUGCAAGGACCGCAACUUCCCCGGAAACUCUCUCGCCUUCAAGGUGUCCGUGAUACCAGCAGAAACCAAAGGGUUGUGCUCGGUCAGUCUGGCGAAGGAAGCCGGCCUCUCCAUCCACAUUAAAAAGACAAACCCCAAGUCAGGCUGUGUGAUUAAAAAGGACUCUGUCGUUGUGGCCGAGGUGACUCUGAGUGCAGGGAAGGUGACCAAUCUCAACUUUCAGGACUGCACAUAUGAAGAUCUGUCUCUGAUGAUAAACCAGACUAUAGUGUGCCGGCAGCUUUGGGAGUGCCCCAGCAGCAUCCCCCUCACCGUGCCCCCCCUGCAGCCGUGCCUCCCCCAACUCAUCAGCAGCGUUACCUGGCACCUGCAAGCACCAGCAGGGGGCGGCCUGGAGUUGCUGCCGGCCACUGGGAGCCUGCAGCAGAUGUUCCCCGGCUUCAACUGCAACGGCAGCUUCACCCUUCUCGUCACCGAGCGUGACGGCUUCUCCGUGGGACACUUCUGCCCCCUGGGGCCGAUCCGCAGGAUUCAGACCUUCAAUAACAUCUCCAUCACAGCGAUGCCCACCACUGAUAACCUGCUCAUCCCGUCACAGCAGUCAUUUUUCUCCGUGUCUUUCCAAAGAAAAAUUAAAGAGAAUUACAUUUUCUUCGUAUCCCCCCAAGAGGGCGUUCCCACCCUGCUGGCCACGCCUGGAUGGCCAGAUGGCAUGAGGACCUACACCACAGCAUCAUGGAUCUUCUCCCUGGCCAAGGGCUUCCUGGCCAGCGUGAAUUUCGUCACCGUCAGCCAGCCCAAGUGUGAAGACGGGCACACGGGCAUCACGGUGAAAAUGCAGGGCUCCCACGAGGAGGUGUACAGCCAGAGGGAGGACGAGGAUUCCGUCUCGGAGGUCCUCGUGCCUAACAGUUUCUACCUCAACGUAUCCAACUGUCUGGUGGAACGGGAAAACUUCCGCAUGUUCAGCAAGAUCGUCAUGAAGCAGAACGCCUCCAGUCUGCCUGUCAUCCUCGGGCUGGCGGGAGUAAUGCUGGUACUGGCUGUUGUGGUGCUGCUGGCCAUCUGCUGCAUGAUCCGGAAGCGGCAGAAGCAAGACUCGUGUCAUCCGGUGUCUGUCUACAACCCCAACGGGAAUUUCAUGGCUCCAGGACACCCUCAGAACCCCAAAACCCGAGCAGACAGCGAGUCGCACAUCUACGCCUACAUUGAUGACACCCAGGUAUACACACAUCUCCUCCAGGAAUCGGACAUGGAUGGCAUGCAGGUGGAUGUUUCCCAGAGCUUCACCAAACCCACGGAUUCGGAAUGCCACACUAGGGAGGUACCCCUGUACGCCGUGGACGUUUACCGGCUGCAGCCUGACGGCACGCCACCGCUUCCCAGCCGCAACGUGUCAACACUCGCAGACAAGGAAACCCCCCUAGAGUCACUCUCUGGUCCCAGCCAUGAUCCAGAACUGGAAUCGGAGUCGGAAGAUACCACCUAAGAGUUGAGGGGUUGUUGCUGGGCAGUAUGUGAGGGAACUGAGGGAGUGGAAAGUACAGCAACAAGAGCUGAUAUGACUGGCCGGGGGGGGGGG